This is a messenger RNA of Carassius gibelio (silver crucian carp), 750 nucleotides long. RefSeq names its product ubiquitin carboxyl-terminal hydrolase 29-like. The transcript has 2 exons. Bases 288 to 626 code for a protein of 112 amino acids. NCBI's taxonomy places the organism in Eukaryota, Metazoa, Chordata, Actinopteri, Cypriniformes, Cyprinidae. The record is from RefSeq and is a predicted model, not a curated record.
GCUUUCCCAGCGGGAACGGUGGAAUGACGGAAGCACGAUGCUCAGGUACAACACUGCAUUUAUGCAACAUGAUAUUCCAAUCGAAAUGGAAAAUCAGUAUUUUAAUGCAGUUUUGUUUAUUUUUCAGGGCGCUCAGCGACCUGCACAUGACCAGGCUGACCGGGAAUGACAAGAAUCUGAAAGCAAAGCUUUUGUUUUCGGUGAAGAGAUGCAUUGAAACUCUCCACCCUGAUUUCUUGGGAGACCAUCAGCAGGUUCACGAGAUAAACAUGUUGUGAUAAACAUGUAUGAUUUUUAGACAUGCAUUUGAUGUUUUCCUCCAUGCUUUCUUUUCUCAGGACGCACAUGAGUUCCUGAUGGUUUGCUUGGCCCGUCUUAAAGAAGAGGGCGAGCUUCUGCAGAGCUCCUGGCCUCAGUACACCUGUCCUGUAGCUAACAUGGAGUUCCUGCUCAAGCGCCGGCGCACCUGCGACAGCUGCGGCUUCCAGAGUAGCUUCACAGAGGAGUCCAACUACCUCUCUCUAGUCAUCGGUCCUCAAGGGUGCCUCGUCGACAGCCUGCAGCAGUACUUUAAAGUCAGUGACAUCACUGAUGACAUCACACCAGCAGGAGGAUGCAGAUUCUGAAUGUGUCUGAUGUCUGUGUGGUUUGUUUUCUCCAGACGUCUUCAUUUGAAUGCUCCUGCAGCGAAUGUGCCGGCCGUGAGGCAUCGGAGGCAUUGGAGCUAAUCAGUCUGCCGCGGUACAACAC